Molecule: messenger RNA, 583 nt
Organism: Schistosoma guineensis
Lineage: Eukaryota; Metazoa; Platyhelminthes; Trematoda; Strigeidida; Schistosomatidae
Source: the annotation of a GenBank genome assembly
GUUACUUGAUUGGAAUUUCUAGCCUCUUCGAGAAGUACGCUUGAAGGAUUGAUUUAGUAAAGAUGGAAACCUAUGAUGUGAAAUCAAGCCAGUGUCAUGUUGGGAUUUUGUUCUGCAGUGAAUGCAACAACAUGUUGUAUCCUAAAGAGGAUAAGCGUACAAAAACAUUAUACUACGCAUGUCGUAACUGUGAUUAUUCCCAGGAAGCAGACAAUCCCUGUGUUUAUAUCAACAAACUCGAACAGGAAGUUGAUGAAUUGGCUUUAAUUGUACCGGAUGUUGUUCAUGAUCCAACACUGCCUCGAACAGAAGAUCAUAUAUGUCGUCGAUGCGGUAAACAAGAAGCUGUAUUUUUUCAAUCACAGACAUUGAAAGCGGAAGAAAAUAUGCGUUUGUAUUAUGUUUGUACCAACGUUGAAUGUUUACAUAAAUGGACUGAAUAGAUUAUAUAUAUAUGCUAUGAAAGGAAGUCCUGAAUAAGAACUAAACUUGUAAAAAACGUAUUACAAAAGUUUUGAAUUUGAGUCAUUUACAUAAAAUUUUAUUUAUGUUCUUAUAGAUGGUCACCUACCUAACACGGGAG